CUCAUUGUUUGCUGAAGUGCUGAAGGGGAAGGCGGAUGAGAUUCCUUAGCACCUGGGUACUAUUUGCUCCUCCCGUGACUCACUGCCCAGUGGAUUAGGCUCCCGGAUAAAGGUUUGCCAGUGCUUUCCAGCCCAGUGGCAGGUGUCAGGUGUCAGGUGUCCAAGGGCUCCUCACGCUCUGCCUGCCUGUCUCCUGUCUCCCCUGCGGAGCCCACAGAUAUGUCAGCCCUGGCGGCCAGAAUAGCCAAGCAGCGGGCAGCCGCUGGGGGUCUUGGCUCCCACCAGAAAGCCGUGAAAUACCUGGGCCAGGACUUCGAGACACUGAGGCAGCAAUGCUUGGAUGCGGGGGUCCUAUUUAAAGACCCAGAGUUCCCGGCAUGCCCGUCAGCCUUGGGCCACAAGGACCUUGGACCACAGUCCCCGCAGACUCAAGGCAUCGUCUGGAAGCGGCCCCCGGAAUUGUGUGCCAAUCCCCAGUUUAUCAUUGGUGGAGCCACGCGCACGGACAUCUGCCAGGGUAGUCUAGCUGAGCUCUCCCACAGCGGAGCAUCCCUGGAGAAGAGCGACCCCCUGCCAGCCUCCUGCAUUCCCUCGCAUCAGAUGCACCCACACUUAGGGAACCAUUUAUUCCGCCCUUUUGGUGAUUGCUGGCUGCUGGCGGCCCUUGCCUCCCUGACCUUGAAUCAGGAGCUGCUUCACCGAGUAGUGCCCAGGGGCCAGGACUUCCAGCAGAACUACGCGGGGAUCUUUCAUUUCCAGUUCUGGCAGUACGGCGAGUGGGUGGAGGUGGUGGUGGACGACAGGCUGCCCAGCAAGGAUGGGGAGCUGCUCUUCCUGCACUCGGAGACAGGCAAUGAGUUCUGGGGAGCUCUGCUGGAGAAGGCCUACGCCAAGCUCAAUGGUUCCUAUGAGGCUCUCACUGGAGGGUCUAUGGUCGAGGGGUUUGAGGACCUCACGGGAGGCAUCUCUGAGUAUUACAACCUGAAGAAGCCUCCGGCCCGCCUGUUCCAGAUCAUCCAGAAGGCCCUCCGCGCGGGCUCUCUGCUGGCCUGCUCCAUCGAUGUCUCCAGUGCAGCUGAAGCAGGAGCAGAGGUCACCACCCACCACAAGCUGGUGAAAAGCCAUGCAUACUCUGUCACUGGAGUCAUAGAGGUGGAUUUCCGGGGCCGUCCCGAGAAGCUGAUCAGACUCCGGAAUCCAUGGGGCGAAGUGGAGUGGACCGGGGCCUGGAGUGACGAUGCACCAGAGUGGAACGACAUAGACCCCAGGCAGAAGGAGGAGCUGGACCGGAGAGCCGAGGACGGGGAGUUCUGGAUGUCAUUUUUGGAUUUCCUGGGCCAGUUCUCUCGGCUGGAGAUCUGCAACUUGUCCCCAGACUCCCUGAGCAGUGAGGAGCUGCACAAAUGGAACCUGGUUCUGUUCAACGGCCGCUGGACACGGGGCUCCAGUGCUGGGGGCUGUGCGAACUUUCCAGCCACUUACUGGACCAAUCCCCAGUUCAAAAUCCAUCUGGACGAGGUGGACGACAGCCAGGAGGGAUGUGUUAGCAAACCCCACUGCACGGUUCUGCUGGGUCUGAUGCAGAAGAAUUGCAGGCGAUGGAAGAGUACAGGACAGGGCAUGCUCAGCAUUGGCUAUGCUGUCUACAAGCUGGAGAGCCCCACGGACACACCCUUGGGCAAGAAUUUCUUCUUGGGCCGCCAGCCCUUUGCACGCUCCAGCGCCCAUGCCAACCUGCGGGAGGUGUCCAGCCGGCUGCUGCUGCCCCCAGGGGAGUACCUGCUGGUGCCAUCUACCUUCAAGCCCUUCCAGGACGGGGACUUCUGCUUGAGGGUGUUCUCACAGAAGAAGGCCAAGGCCCUGGAGUUGGGGGAUGGGGUAGCUGGAAACCCACAUGAGCCACACCCCAGCGAGGUGGACCAGGAGGACAGCCGGUUUGGGAGCCUGCUAGGGACACUUGCAAGGAAGGAUUCUGAGAUCGGUGCCAAUGAACUCAGGACGAUUCUGAAUGAAGUGUUUUCCAAAGAAACAGACAUAAAAUUCUGUGGCUUCGACAUCGACACUUGCAGGGGGAUGGUCAGCUUGAUGGACAGCAGCGGCACGGGCCUCCUAGGGCUGGCGGAACUCAGGACACUGUGGCUGAAGCUUCGCAAGUACCUGGAGAUCUACCGGGAGACCAAUGACAACCACUCGGGGAGCAUUGACACCCAUGAGAUGAGGACGGCCCUUAGGAACGCAGGUUUCAUGCUCAGCACCCAGGUGCAGCAGACCGUCGCCCUGCGGUAUGCGGACAGCAGACUCAGCAUCGACUUCGAUGACUUCGUGGCCUGCGUGACCCGCCUGGAGUCCCUCUUCAGUUGGACAGCUCAUGGAAACACGUGGCUUUCAUACCACGUUGGAACAUCUGGGUCACCAAAUGUCUGUGAGGCUCGCUGAACAUAACUGAGCACCUACUAUGUGCAGGGAAGCAGAUGGAGGUGAUCCUGGCCCUUGGAUGAGUCUCUACAGCCUCAGGACAGAGACUGUGGUAGAGACAGGGGGCUCUGACACGAAGCGGCAGGCACAGGUGGACACAGGAGAGGGAGCUGCGAGGGCACAAGUGAAGGGUACAGGCUUACAGUGGCCACAGUCCGGCAGAGACAGGAAUCACAGCAGUUGUCUGAAAAGAAAUAAUGAAAUGUAACAAAUCAUUAACCUGUAUUAGGUUAUAACCAGUAAUAACAUGCAUCACAAGAGCACUGAGAUGCGCCAGGAGGCAGCCGCGGCUUCGUGUAGGGCCAAGUGGGCAACAGGACCACAUGGGAGCCAUCAAAGCCUGGAGACUUGGUGUCGUGACCUGGGGGUGGGAGCCGUGGGAGGGGAGCCCCUGCCGCGGUGAGGCCCCACAAGUGCGAUCCCCUGCGGCCAGCGCUCUUGUAGGCAGAACCCGAUGUGGAUGCUGGUGGCCACUGGCACGGCAGACACGGACCCCAGGGGCUCAUCCUGUAGACCAGAGAGUUGCUUGAUCAUCACCGAGGUUUGAGUGGCCACAGAUAUCAGGCACCCCUAGCUCUGGGGCGCAGUGGUGGAUAGAACCGCAGAAUGGCUGUUUGUGUGCCAGUGGCUUGAGGGGAGCAGGCAAUAAGCAGAGGCAAGCAAGGGAGACCGUAUCUUCAGGGCCCAGGUGCAGAGAAAUAAAGCAAGGAAACAGGAGGCCGUGUGCCGGUGCAAGCAGCCAGCGCCAGGGUUCGGCCUCAGAUGAGAAGGUCCGUACCCCCAGGUGCGGACAGAUGUAGGCCUGUUCCCUUGUCUGCAGGGGAGGGGGGGCGAGGGGCGCUCUGUGGUGCUCUGAACCCAGCAUUCUGUGUCUGGGCAAUUAUAGGGUCUGGAAGAAGCAGCUCCUGGAUUGAUGGAAGUGGCAACCUGGGCCUGGUCCGCCCGUAGGUCUUGGAGGACAGUGGGAGCACGCAUGACAGGGUCCCUACGGGCGGGCAAUUUCCAUGAACUCACCCCUGUUUGGCCUUCCCUCGCCAGCUAACAAUAAUAGCUAACGGUGGCUGAGUUUUUCUAAAUUCCAGAAUUUCUGUGAAACGGGUCAUGCAUCACUUCAUUCCAUCCCCGAGGCUCCGGCUCUGCUGCUCACAGGCCGUGUGGCCUAGGGCCACCUGGUUAUUGCUUCACUUUCUCUCCCUAAAUUUUCUUACUUGAAAAUGGGAAUAAUUAUCGUACUUACCCCAUGGGGUUGUCUUUGGCAUGAAAUGAAUUGGUGCACGUGUUCAGAACAGCACGUGGCAAACGCUCCACAGGAGAGUCCCCUUCCUGGCUGCAGAGCCUCGCCAUGGGCUCUCCUGGUGGAGAGAGGGGCCAGGGGGCUCUGGGGCCCUUCACGAGGGCACUGAACCCCACGGGGGCUCUAGCCUCAGGGCCUGGUCACUGCCACGGGUGCCUCCUCCUGAGCCAUCUCAGUGGGCACAGGGAUUUGUGGCACAGACAUUCGGUCCCUGGUGCUGGCCAAGGAGGAACUCGAACUGUGACUGUUUGCCCGAGUCCACUGCCAUGCCCUGGGUUCCUGGGAUGGUUCUCUUGUAGUCUGGUCCCCACCCCAGAGGUUUGCUCCCCAUCCCCUUCCCUUUGGGCACGGUUUCCAGAUGUUCUUUGAGACUCUCCAAUGGAGAGUGAAGCAGUUGAUGCGUGAACUAUUAACUAACAGAUUUCCCAGGGAACCGAAGGGAGAGGAUGACGCCGACCAGGCAGGAGGCCCUUCCUAUGAGACGUCCUGGGACCUAGGCCCAGCUGCCCAAGCGCAGUCCCUUCCCCGAUGCCCCCGGUCUCCUGGGUGCCUGCCUGGGCCAGGAUGGUGAGCCUGUCUGCACCCAGCACACACGUACUGGACUAAUGAGCUCUGCCAACAUGAUAAUCAGCAGGAAUGGAAAAGUCAACCAGAGCUAAUUCUUUCUGGAGUGCGGUGUAAUUAAUUUGAAAUGGCUUAUUUUCUGAAAUGAUAAAGAUGAGGCUAAUGUUAUGUCCCCAGAUGACAGCCUAUUAGUUGUUUGCUGCCUUCAGGUGAAGCAGCGAAGCCAGAGGGUCCCGAGGGUGGACCUGUGGGCCACACGCACGGGGCCUCCCUGGCUCCCUGGCCCUGCCUUGCGCCUGAGGCUGACUGCUUCUCUCCAGGACAGCACAGCGCUGGUGCCCGCUGCCCUCACCGCCACAGCCCUGCACAUAAGCCCCCAGCGGCCAGGUGUCCUGUUCUCCAUGUGGCAGGUGCCCCUCUGAGGCUGCAGGGUCGCGGACGAGCGGCUGACAGAAGAAGAGCUGGCUCCGUGGUUGAACUCGAGUGUCUUACCGUCAGACCAGGCAGCAUCUCCUGGCCUGGAUUUCAAUCCCAUCCCAACCUCUGUCCACCUGGACCAGCAAUGCCUGCCUUGUGCCACCGCUCUCUCCCUUCCUGGCUUCAGGGAAGUUAGGGACAGCAUUCUGCCCCAGAGCCAAGAGGGCACAGCUUGCCCUCUUUCUCCUUUGCCUCUGCUUUUAUUUUUUAUUUUUUUAAAAAAGAUUUUAUUUAUUUAUUCGUGAAAGACACAAGGAGAGAGGCAGAGACACAGGCAGAUGGAGAAGCAGGCUCCAUGCAAGGAGCCCAACGCAGAACUUGAUCCUGGGACUCCAGGAUCAUGCCCUGGGCCAAAGGCAGGUGCUAAACCACUGAGCCACCCAGGGAUCCCUUUACCUCUGCUUUUAACUCAUGCCUUUUGGUCUUCUGUGUCUCAUAUGGCUGUGAAGGCAUCCCAGAAUGGAGGAUGUAUUUAUUUGUAUAGGUGUGGUGAGGGUCAGGUGACUGUCGCAGAGUGCAGAGCACUCACUGUCCCUGACCCGGCCCCGUUGUCUGCAUCCCAUCCCUGCUAGGGGAGGGCCAUGCCGGGACCACCAGGAAGGGGUGAAGGAAGUUGUGAGCAGAGUCUGGGGAGCCAAGGUCUGAGCUGAAUCGACGGUCCAAGAGCCGGGUCGCCGGGGAGCGGGUGGACCGGGUGGAGCCGAGGAGUGGAGUGGGGAGCAGGCGAGGCUGGCGAUCCGGAGGCUGGAGUGCUGGUGUGGAGGAG
This is a messenger RNA of Nyctereutes procyonoides (raccoon dog), 5576 nucleotides long. RefSeq names its product calpain-8-like. Gene Ontology annotation, biological process: proteolysis. The coding region runs from base 220 to 2436 and encodes 738 amino acids. The transcript is spliced from 20 exons. The record is from RefSeq and is a predicted model, not a curated record. NCBI's taxonomy places the organism in Eukaryota, Metazoa, Chordata, Mammalia, Carnivora, Canidae. Gene Ontology annotation, molecular function: calcium-dependent cysteine-type endopeptidase activity. Gene Ontology annotation, cellular component: cytoplasm.